CACGCAAUUGUCUCGUCGCUCUUCCGUAUCUUCCGCAUCUCUCUCGACCUUGUAAUAAUAAUCGCGUAAUAAUACCGUUCACGUUAAUACCGCGGUAAGUACCUGUGCCUGACUUCGGGCCGUUCGCCGCCGCCGCUGCCGCCGCGGCCGGAGUACAAGCGUGAAGGUGUCCACGAUCGAGCGUGUUUGUGCCUCGACUUGUCUGUGUGCCUCGCGCGCGCGACUCCCCUGUGCGACGAUCCACCACCCGACUUUUUGCCGCCUUAUCAGAAGAAUUUAGAAGAAUCGACCGAAGAAGAGACGACGCAGUCGUCUCUCUCUCUCUCUCGCGCGCGUCAGUUUACGCGCUCGCGAAUCGAAAUCACGUGAUAUUCGCGCCGCUGAAAAUCGGGCGCGCGCGCGCGUAACCGAAUUCGGAGUCGGAAGUCCGCUUACUCCGCUCGCCCCCUCGCGCCUCGCGCGGCGUGAUCUGUGCGAUCUCGAAUCUCGACACCGUCGGCGUCGCCUUCUACGGAUCUCCCGAUUCGCGUCGCGUCGUCGCGUCGCGCCGGCAAAUCGAUCCGCAAUCGGCGCGCAACCCGAAGGUGUCCCCCGUUUCCAUCCGUUGGAAUUUCUCGUGCCUCGUCGCCGCCGUCGUCGUUGUCAUCGUAUCCCGACGGAGACGAGAAUCGUCCUGGAAGCGACUAUGGAGGCUGGAGCCUGCAGCGACGCGCCGCGUUCGACCAAGCCGAAAGCCGCGCGGACCGAGGUCCCCGCCGUCAUUGUCCCUGCGAGAUACGAAACGGUAACCUCCGGGAAGCCGUCAGCCAGACCCGCCGAUCUCGUCCAAGUGUCGCUGAUGCAGUGUGGCUCUCUGGAGAUCGACGAGGAACGCCAGCGUCGGGUCGCUAUGAUGGAGUCGCUCUGCCAGGUAAACGGCAGCAAAACCAACGGCAUCAGCAAUGGAGAUGUUAGCAACGAGACCAACAAUAACAACACGAACAAUAAUAACAAUACCCACAACAAUAACAAUAAUAACAAUAACAACAACAACAACAACAGCAACGCCACCGAUUGCCCAGAUCCUCAGCAGAGGUUGGCGGUGCUGAGUUUCGAGCAGGUCCGCCGCCUCAACGAUGUGAUGAACGAAGUCGUCAGCAUUCACGGCCGAGGGAACUUCCCCACCUUGGAGGUCCGACUGAGGGAUCUCGUGACGGUGGUGCGCAGCAAGCUAGAGACCGAUCCGAGCAACGGGGGCGCCGGCAUGAGGGUACGUGACAUUCGGCUGAACGGCGGCGCCGCUUCCCACGUGCUGGCCACCGAGUCCCAGCCCUAUAACGACCUGGACCUUAUCUUCGCGGUCGAACUGUCCAGCGGCCGUAACUACGACAAGGUCAAGGCCGCGGUGCUCGGGUCCCUGUUCGACUUGCUGCCGGAAGGUGUGAGCCGCAAACGCAUCACUACCUGCAGUCUGAAGGAGGCCUACGUGAGCAAAAUGGUGAAGGUGAACAACGACGGCGACCGAUGGUCCCUGAUCUCCCUCGGCAACUCCCGGGGCCAUCGAAAUGUCGAGCUCAAAUUCGUUGAUUCGAUGAGACGGCAAUUCGAGUUCUCCGUCGACUCCUUCCAAAUCGUUCUCGAUUCCCUGCUGCUGUUCUACGAGUGCAGCAAGCUGCCGAUCGCUGAGAACUUCUACCCGACCGUGGUGGGCGAGUCCGUCUACGGUGAUUUCCAGGAGGCGCUCUACCAUCUGCACAAGAAGCUCAUCUCGACGAGGCAUCCCGAGGAGAUACGCGGCGGCGGUCUGCUCAAAUACUGCAACCUAUUGGUGAAAAUGUACAAACCGUCUCAACCAGAUUACAUCAAGACUCUCGAACGAUACAUGUGUUCGAGAUUCUUCAUCGAUUUCCCGGACAUAGGACAGCAGCGCUCCAAACUUGAGAACUACCUGUGGAACCAUUUCGUCGGGCCCGAGGAGGAGGCCCUCAAGUAUCAGUACCUGAUGCUGCUGCACAGCGUCGUUGAAGAGUCGACCGUUUGCCUGAUGGGCCACGAGCGACGGCAGACACUCGCCCUGAUCCAGAACCUUGCCUACCAAGUGCUCUGCCAGGAGCAGCAGCAGCGGCUGACGAGUCAUCAGCAGGCACCGCAAGGUCCGCCUGCCACCUACGUUUACGCCAAUGGCUAUUACUACGCGCCGGUGAUACCCACGACGGCGUGCUACACGUGCACCUGCAACUGGAUGGCGUGCUCCUCGUGAUGCGACGAUAUCGGCGAUAACGUCGUAUCCGUAGACGUCGCCACCGCUACCACCGAUUCCAUCACUAACGCCACCACGAUCGUUGAUUGUUGCUGCUUUAACCGACUCAAUCACGUCGAUUCUUACAAUCAUUGGUACAAUCAGAGAUACGAGUGCGGAUUCUGUUACCUCUGCUCUUACGGCCUCUAUUGCCCUCUGGAAGAUCCCGGGGACUUUUGCUGCGCUUGUGGUCCUUGCGAGGUGCCAAAGAACGCGGAGGGGAACAUCGAUCAUUCCGUGUCCAACGUCAAAGAAUCUAAACUCCUCAGUUGACGUUCGUCGGGGUGAUGCGGGAUGCUUGGAUACAGAAGCGGUAUACGAAAGACGUCAUCUCUUCGGCAUCGAGGAUGAUAGUCGGCAAACGCGGCAACAACAAAAUCGUGGAUCGAAAAGGCGGCGUGCUCGGACGACGAACGUAUGAUAUCGUCGAUGAUGUGAGAAGCGGUGUAGGCAAGUAUGGGGCGCGGAGUAUUCUCAUCGCAAGUCUACGCCAUCGCGAGUGCUGCUCUUUCUAUAUAGGCAUUCGUAAACAUAAACUCGGUGGCAGUCGCUGCAGCGAAGUUAGGACCGAACCACUGGUAUACCGGCUACAGUUGCAGUGUGAAGCAACAAAAAAAAAGACUAUAAAGACUCCAGAAACGAUGUGUUGUGCCUAAAAAUAAAAAUAAAAAAAAGAGAGAUCGGAGAAGACUAGGAAGAUGGAAAAGACGGUUCCUCCGAAUGAGUUAUAACAAAAGGACGGACAUAAAACCGUAAAAAUAAAAGAGCAAGAACGGUCUUAGAUUAAUGGAACGAGCGCCGCUUUUAUUGACUAAACACGAAUUUUUGGAGAACAGAUGUCGGCAUCGUCCCGGAACGAGCGUUUGUCGACGGAACGGACCUCGACGUUGCGUACAGCGAAUUCUGGACGAGGCCAUGUCAGGAAGGAAGCGGAAACGAAGAAGAAACAGUCGAAGGUGGACGCGAGGCGGAAUAUACCACGGCGGAACUUCGUACAAACAGGGAAGACAGGAGAGAGUGGUCGAAUGAACGGACAGCUCGUGCGAGACGCAAUCCCCCCUGUUUCGAUCUUUCGUUUGCUUUCCGUUUCUAUCGCGGAGUCGAUCGCGUGCCGGACAACAGGGGGCGAGAGACAGAAAGCGAAGGAAGGAAUGGAAAGGGGUAUUUUUGGUGAGGGAGGAAACACGUUGAGGGAUACGAAAAGAUAUAUACAUAUAUAUAUAAAUAUAAAUAUAUUUAAAUAUAUACAGAUAUAUGUAUAAAUUUAUGUAUAAAUAAUUAAUGUGUGGCUGUGAACACAUUUCAUUUAGAUACUGUGUAUAACGUGAUAAGAUUUAACUCGGGAAGAUGAUGUUAGCGGGGUAGCACGGCCGGCACGCCGGAAAGGGAACAAGCACGGGCAGUGCGCGCGAAUCGAGAGGGAAACGCUUCCGAGCCGCGUUUCUUUCUUUCAUUUCUGCGAGCGAGCGUAAAUACGAUACAAAUAUAUAUAUACACACACACAUACACACAGACGCGUGUAUUCACAUAUCCACGUACACCGGACGUGUCCGACCGACCGUGCUUUUCUUGGGCGAUAAAUACUACAUGAGUGGCCGAAGCGGCACACAGCGCUAAAAAGGAAAUUGUGGCUGCAAUCGCAUUUUAAUGGGGGAUGAUUAGACCUCUCUCUCCCUACGAGAGCAAAAUAUAUGAACCCCGCGUGACGAGAAGGAAAACCGUGCAGCGUAAUUCGAGUCACGGCGAGAUAUGUCGAGGAUGAGCGAGGAGUAUUUGAAAACCGUUUUUCGUAAUGUUUGUCGUAAUAUGUUGUAUUAUGUCAGAACACGUCGAUACGUUUCUCAUUCUAGUAUAACGCUGUCAUCCAGUGCCAUUGUCUCGACAAUCGCAUAUCGCGCCGUAACUCGCCCGAAAUCCGCGUCACAUUCCCGCGCGUGCGCGCGCGCGCCGAGCGAAGACUUUGGUCCACUCCCAUCGGAAAACCACCGCAUCUAUCACGUUAUUUUUUUUUCCUCUUUAUUUACUCACGUAUUAUCUAUCGUUAAAAGAAACUACGGUUGUCGGCGCGACGUCCCGCGCGCGGAGAAAUUAAUCACGGGUCCUCUGAACAUUCGUUUUGGAAGGUGGCACAUUUCUGCAGCCUGAAACUCGCGGCGCGCACACACGUUCGAAGAAAAGAAAGAAAAGGAUGACGAUUGGAGAUAGGGACACGAGACAGAGACCGAGCGAAAGAAAAAGAGGAUGAGAUAGAAGUGAGAGAACAAGGGAAUGCAAAACUACUUCGUCCUCCGUGUACGUUGAACGGAACGCGAUUCGCGUCGAACAAAGGGGGUAAUAUCACGAAUCACGGCUGAUCGGCACGACGUAACAGACCCGGUCUCUCUUUCUCUCUUUCGUGGCGCGGCAACUGAGCUUGCAUUUUUCUUUAUUAGAUAUCGUAAACAUUCAGUAACAAGCGCGCGCGCGCGCAUGCAUCCGCGUGUGUAUACGCGCGUUAUACAUACGCGGAGGCAGCGGCGGACGUGGCACUCGGGGUCUCGCGUGCGCGUAAGUGGACACAUGUAUACACGCAAGUUGUACAUGUGCACGUGCAAAAUAUGUGCGUACUUUUACGUACGCUUCUCUAUCUUCUCCUCUUUUCCUUAUGUCUUUCUCCGUGUAGAUCCGCGCGCGUACGUGUCCGUCUCUGCGUGUGCGCGUGUAUACGGGUGCGUGCGUGCGUGCGUGUGUGUACGUAUGUGUGUCUCCGUCUCCGUUUACGUGCGUAUCCGUAUCGACUGGUGACCCCAUUAGUUAGCUCGCUCGCUAACAGGCCUCGUUUGCCUCGCUCGCUCGCUCACUCUUACUUUCAGUUCGCGAGCGAAAGUAAAGGCCUAAUAAAAAGCCCGCAAACUGGUUUUUCAGGUAUAUCGCGUGUUAAUGCUAAGGAGAUCCAGCCGCCGGCGCGGCCGGAGUGCCUCUAUUGCCGGCCUAUCGCCUAUCGCUCUACUACCACCGCCUGUUCCACCGUCACGUCCCUUCUCCUUCUUCCCAGACGCCUCUCUCGCGUAUCUCGCGUAUCUCCGUGGCCCGUUCGAUUAUAGAACGAUGAGUUUCCGCAAACGGGGGAACGGCAUCCCCCCCUGGCAUAAACGGGGAGCUUAAAUUAUCCGUCGAUCGGACGUUCGCGAAAUUCGCUAUUGGAUCACACUCGACAUGCCGCGUCGUGGCGGAUUUUCAUUUGAUCCAAUUCUAAAUCUUGACGAAAUCCUAUAUGCUAGGGUAUUGUGCAACGUAGGAUAAGAGAGAUUGAUGGAUAUAUAGAAAUGUUAUUGUUAUAUAUAGUCAGAUACUCUGUACAUGUUUGAGGUGUAAUAAAGUAAUUGAAAAGAUGAUGAGAAAUGUAAAUCUAAAUUUCGGUAUGAUUCGUCGAGACCUGUUCUUUCGAGUCUUUUUACCGCAUCGCAAUUUCGAUUAACAGAAAACUGAGAAAACACUUAUUAACAUUAACGAUUCGGCGUGUCUCGCUUUGAAAAAAAAAAAAAAAAAAAA
This is a messenger RNA of Temnothorax curvispinosus, 5809 nucleotides long. Its product is annotated as putative nucleotidyltransferase FAM46C. The coding region runs from base 686 to 2239 and encodes 517 amino acids. Lineage: Eukaryota; Metazoa; Arthropoda; Insecta; Hymenoptera; Formicidae. The record is from RefSeq and is a predicted model, not a curated record. Gene Ontology annotation, molecular function: RNA binding; poly(A) RNA polymerase activity. The transcript is spliced from 2 exons. Gene Ontology annotation, biological process: mRNA stabilization.